Hypanus sabinus (Atlantic stingray) is the source of this 1122-nucleotide messenger RNA. RefSeq names its product unconventional myosin-IXa-like. Gene Ontology annotation, molecular function: ATP binding; GTPase activator activity; microfilament motor activity. The annotation marks the transcript as partial. Lineage: Eukaryota; Metazoa; Chordata; Chondrichthyes; Myliobatiformes; Dasyatidae. Gene Ontology annotation, biological process: intracellular signal transduction. The record is from RefSeq and is a predicted model, not a curated record. The transcript is spliced from 6 exons. Gene Ontology annotation, cellular component: myosin complex.
UUCCUUGGUGUAAAUGAAAGCACUGGUACCUGUCCAUCUUGCAUCAAAGAAGUGUGUCAGAAAACAGUGGAAGAAAAACUGAAAUGGAAAAUCAUUUCAUGGCCUGCAUUUUCCUUAAUAGAUUCCUGGUACUUUGGAUUCCGUACUUUACUAAUUCAGACUGAAUGUUUUGUGUUGCAGGAGGAGUACAGAGCAGAAGGCAUCAGUUGGCAUAAUAUUGAUUAUAUUGACAACAGUGGUUGCAUAAAUCUCAUCAGCAAGAAACCUACAGGCUUACUUCAUCUACUGGAUGAGGAGUGCAAUUUCCCACAGGCGACAAAUCAGACGCUGCUUGACAAAUUCAAGCGACAGCAUGAGGGCAACAACUAUAUAGAAUUCCCAGCAGUGAUGGAGCAAGCUUUUAUCAUAAGGCAUUAUGCAGGGAAGGUCAAAUACCAAGUCAAGGACUUUCGUGAAAAGAACACGGAUCACAUGCGACCUGAUAUAGUUGCACUUCUGAAAGGCAGUAAAAACGCCUUCAUCUGCAGUCUGAUUGGUAUUGACCCAGUGGCUGUCUUCCGCUGGUCGGUGCUGAGAUCCUACUUCCGAGCUGUUGUGGCCUUCCGGGAGGCUGGAAAACGCUUUGUUGAGAAGAAACCUGGGCAUGAUGAUGCUGUUCCGUACCCGGUUUUGAAAAGUGUCGAUAGUUUUAGCUUUCUGCAUCACCCAGUUCAUCAGAGGAGUUUAGAGAUCCUCCAGAGAUGCAAGGAAGAGAAGUACAGUAUUACAAGAAAAAGCCCCAGAACACCAUUGUCUAAUUUGCAAGGAACAAAUACCAUCAAUGACAAACCCCCACGUGACCUGCAGGGAAUAAACUGGAAUGGCAGAGCAAGUGUCCAGACUUCAAGGAUCACCAGUGGCCAUUCCUUGAUUGAAGAUGAGGGGAUUUUUCUCAGUUCUGCUAGCACUAAGCUAUUGGAAAGAGCUCACGGUAUUCUUAUGUAAGUAUGCAGUUUCUGUAGCUAUACGAGAAGUGCAAAUAAUUCUUGAGCUCAGAUAUCUUAUUGAAGUUCUACAAGUCCUUUGUGAGAGCACACCUGGAGAGUUGUGUCAGUUUGGUCUAUCUACCAGGAAAAACAAUUA